AAUCAGUUGUUGAGAAGAUUACGUAGCUAAAGAAGAUAACACAUUCUCUCACCAACGAGACUCACGAGCUACGAGUCACUCACACACAAGAACCAAUCGGUCAAAAACAACACACUAAUAAUAUCUUCUUUGAUUACUUCAACCGGUCAAUAUCACCUAAAAGUCAAAUUCUUGAUCCCACAAAAGAAUCAUAUUCUUCACUAGUUGUGUUUCCUUUCCGAUCAUAAUUCGAACCCUUCAAGAUCGUCUUCUUCUUCUUCUUUCUUCUCUCCAUCUCUCUGUUUCUCUCUGUUUCUGAGAUGGGUUUGUUUGGAACGAAGAAGAUUGGCAAGUAUGAGAUAGGAAGAACAAUCGGGGAAGGGAAUUUUGCAAAAGUGAAACUUGGUUACGACACAACCAAUGGUACUUACGUAGCUGUCAAAAUCAUAGACAAGGGUUUGGUUAUUCAAAAGGGUCUAGAGUCUCAAGUCAAGAGAGAGAUACGAACCAUGAAGCUUCUUAACCAUCCCAACAUCGUACAAAUACACGAGGUGAUUGGGACCAAGACAAAGAUCUGUAUUGUUAUGGAAUACGUUGCAGGAGGUCAGCUUUCAGACAGACUUGGAAGACAGAAAAUGAAAGAAUCAGAUGCUAGAAAACUUUUCCAACAAUUGAUUGAUGCUGUUGAUUAUUGUCAUAACAGAGGAGUUUAUCAUAGAGAUCUUAAGCCACAAAAUUUGUUACUAGAUUCAAAGGGUAAUCUCAAAGUUUCUGACUUUGGAUUAAGUGCAGUUCCUAAAUCAGGGGAUAUGCUCUCUACAGCUUGUGGCUCUCCAUGUUAUAUAGCACCAGAGCUGAUUAUGAACAAAGGCUACUCAGGAGCAGCAGUAGAUGUAUGGUCUUGUGGAGUGAUUCUAUUUGAAUUACUUGCUGGUUAUCCACCUUUCGACGAUCAUACGCUUCCGGUUUUGUAUAAGAAGAUACUCAGAGCAGAUUACAAGUUCCCACCUGGAUUCAGCAAAGAGCAGAAGAGGCUAAUCUUUAACAUUCUUGACCCAAAUCCUCUGAGGCGUAUGACAAUAGCUGAGAUAAUCAUCCAAGAUUCUUGGUUCAAGAUAGAUUAUGCACCAGCUUAUCACCAAGUUUCAGACUCAAUCAAGGAAAAUGUCGCGGAGAUAAAUGCAGCAACCGCGUCUUCAAACUUCAUAAAUGCUUUUCAGAUAAUAGCAAUGUCUAGUGAUCUAGAUUUGUCAGGUCUUUUCGAAGAAAAUGAUGAUAAAAGAUAUAAAACAAGAAUUGGAUCCAAGAACACAGCACAAGAAACAAUCAAGAAGAUUGAAGCUGCAGCAACUGAUGUUAGUUUAUCAGUUGAAAGAAUAAAGCACUACAAGGUUAAGAUUCAGCCAAAAGAGAUAAGAUCAAGAUCAUCUUAUGACUUGUUAUCGGCAGAGGUGAUAGAGGUGACUCCAACCAAUUGUGUUAUAGAAAUAUCGAAAUCUGCAGGCGAGUUAAGACUAUACAUGGAGUUUUGCCAGAGCUUAUCGAGCUUACUUACAGCGGAAGUAAGCUAAGAGUGCCAUAGAUUAUCAAGUAAAUGAUGAACAGAGGACGCAAAUUAAGCUUAUUUUUGCAGAUUCCAGUUGCAGUGAAAAGAAGACAAUGAAGAGAAGAGAUCCAGUUUUUAGUUAGAACAAAUAAAAUAACAAAAUUGCA
Messenger RNA from Arabidopsis arenosa, 1692 nucleotides. NCBI's taxonomy places the organism in Eukaryota, Viridiplantae, Streptophyta, Magnoliopsida, Brassicales, Brassicaceae. The record is from the annotation of a GenBank genome assembly.